Molecule: messenger RNA, 1657 nt
Organism: Conger conger (European conger)
Lineage: Eukaryota; Metazoa; Chordata; Actinopteri; Anguilliformes; Congridae
Gene: uqcrfs1
Product: cytochrome b-c1 complex subunit Rieske, mitochondrial
Exons: 2
Coding region: 97-918 (273 amino acids)
Biological process (GO): mitochondrial electron transport, ubiquinol to cytochrome c
Cellular component (GO): membrane
Molecular function (GO): 2 iron, 2 sulfur cluster binding; quinol-cytochrome-c reductase activity
Source: RefSeq, a predicted model, not a curated record
UGACGUCAUGCGUAGGUUACGUUCCUUACGUUACGCCUUUCCUUACGAGCCAGGAAGGUCGCCGUGACCGAAUCCAGUUCCUCGUCAGCGAGAAAAAUGAUGUCCCUUGCCGCCCGUUCGGGGGCUUUUUCCCCAUAUUUACAGGCUACUAGUUGUGUAGUAGCUGGGCCGCUCAAAGCUAUUGCUCCAGGAGUCGUAGUUAAUGGAGAGAAGGUGCUGCUGGACACGAAAAAACCUUUCCUGUGUCGCGAGUCUUUAGACGGCCAAAGCCCCAAGACAGGACCUGCUGUUUCAGUUAGCCUCAAUGCCCGUGCUGGAAUUCGUUUUGCUCACACUGACAUCAAGCUACCAGAUUUCUCAGACUACAGACGGCCCGAUGUCCUGGACCCAAAUAAAUCCUCCCAGGAGAACAGCGAGUCGCGGAGGGCCUUCUCCUACCUAUUCACCGGCGCCACCACGGUCGUGGGCCUGUACACGGCCAAGACGGUGGUGUCGCAGUUCGUCUCGUCCAUGAGCGCCUCUGCGGACGUCCUGGCCCUGUCUAAGGUGGAGAUCAAGCUGGGCGACAUCCCCGAGGGCAAGAACGUCACCUUCAAGUGGCGGGGCAAGCCGCUGUUCGUGCGCCACCGGACGGCGAAGGAGAUCGAGGUGGAGGAGGCGGUGAACCUGGCCGAGCUGCGCGACCCCGAGCACGACAAGGACCGGGUGCAGGACCCCCAGUGGGUCAUCGUCAUCGGCGUGUGCACCCACCUGGGCUGCGUGCCCAUCGCCAACGCCGGCGACUACGGCGGCUACUACUGCCCCUGCCACGGCUCCCAUUACGACGCCUCGGGCCGCAUCCGCAAGGGCCCGGCGCCCCUCAACCUGGAGGUGCCCUUCUACGAGUUCCCCGAUGAGGACACGGUUAUCGUCGGCUAGUCGUGGGACUGCGCUUCCUGGUGAUCUGCGUGACCGACAGGUCUCUCUGACAGUCGCUGCUCGUGUCGUGCGCACACCUCAGACACAACUUCACACUGGGGAGGGCCCUGAUAAUUACACCUAUUGUAAGUAAUAAAUGUAAAUUUUACCAGAUCUAAAGCAACUUGUGUGUAGUUAUUUAUUCAGAUCAAAUCUCAUACCAUUCCGAGGAUCGCAGACAUGAGUCGUUUAUAUUGCUAUGAUUGAUCGCCAUUAAUCGCUGCUUUCUCCUCUUGGCAUUGCGUGUAGCGAUACACGUCAUCGGCGAACACGGUGCAAACACGAAUGCUUUGGCUUCUCAAACUGUGAGUUCUAGAUCGUUUCUGAUGCAAGCCCUGAGAGGGGUUGUUUGACAAUAAAGGUAUUUGUACGUGUUUGAAAAGCAGUGAAUGGGGUUUCAGUUUGCUAUGUUUUGAAUUUCAAACCAUUAUUGUGUUUUAAUACCUGGUUGGUAUUUUAGCAAAGAGAUGGUGGCGGUUUGGUAAAGCACCUAUGUUUAACUAUGGCAAUACAAUGAUAUUAAUAAUGUAUCCCUUUGCCACUAAGACUUUCAGCGAUGGUGGUUGUCGAGAUGUUCAAUGUUAAGUCUGUCUUACACAGCUAAUAAGUUCAUUUCUUCUCUCCUGGAGUUGCCCUUGUACAUAGUUCUGUAAAAACUAUGUACUCUUGUAUGUAUGACAAAUAAAAGUUUGACGGAUAA